AUGGCAAAAACUGAAACAGAAACAGAAAUUGAAAAGAUGAAAAUUUUAGAAGAAAGAAUAAAAGCACCAUCGAUCUGGUGUCAGUUGCCUUGCGGGAUAAGAUUCGAAGAUCUACAAGAUACAAGAUAUGAUGAUGCAGUCCAGUUACUGGAUGAACACUAUUUAAAUCAAGAGGUGACUUAUCGUUCAAUAAACAUAAAGAAAGACAAAGAGGCGACAGAAGAAUUCCUCAACAAUGCUCGUAUAUGGAUGAAAGAUAAAAUGUCUAUAGCAGCUGUGAAUGAAGAAAAUGAUGAACUUAUUGGGGUCAUUAUACUGAGAAUCCAAGAAAAAUGUGCUUUCUCCCGUACAUUCAGUCGUGUUAAGCUAACGUAUAACUUGAUUUACGCCAAUAUAAUGUCGUUCUAUAAUGAAAUUGAGAAGUCUGUUAACUUGUACGACAAGUUGGAAGUGAGGAAAUAUUUGAAAGUUUACGCGUUAGCCCUCGUAGAAAGUUAUCGUCAUAAAGGACUUGGCAAAGAAUUAUUAAAAUCAGCAAUGUUGUUAGCUGCAAGUGCCCAUGUACCUGCAAUUUCUGGAAUAUUUCUAUCACAGUGUAGUCAAAACCUUGCCAAGGAACUGGGAUUCGUGAAAUUCAAUGAAAUAUAUUAUAACAAAUAUUUUAUCAAUGAUCAGGUAUUAUUCACUGGUACAGAUGAGAAUAACAGUGCAGCACUUAUGGCAUACCGUAUACCAGAUGUCGAGGAAGUAGCAGACUUGGAAAUACAGCAACUCGCUAGAUUCAAUGUUGAAUCUGAAGGGGAACAGAAUUCAAAGAAUAGCUAA
Papilio xuthus (Asian swallowtail) is the source of this 825-nucleotide messenger RNA. RefSeq lists its product as uncharacterized. The transcript has 5 exons. NCBI's taxonomy places the organism in Eukaryota, Metazoa, Arthropoda, Insecta, Lepidoptera, Papilionidae. Gene Ontology annotation, molecular function: N-acetyltransferase activity. Bases 1 to 825 code for a protein of 274 amino acids. The record is from RefSeq and is a predicted model, not a curated record.